UCAAUGUCCCACCGAGUCUAGGAACAAGGUGCAAAUUGGCUUACACCAAACAGCUAUACUGCAUUCGUGACCCGAUUCAAAUAAAAAUUUCCUCAGCUCUAGUGGCAACAUGGCCAAUACCUUCAAAAUGCCUCCGCAAACCCCUCCGAACUUCAACCACACUCCUGCGAGCGUCUUGGCUGGCAUCUAUUCAAUUUUGGGGCACACACGCAAACUCCAGGACGAAAUUGCAGCCAAUUUUCGUCCAGAAGAUGCCACCUUCAACAAUGUCAUACUCCCCCUUGCGAAAGACGACAACCACACCAUCGCCCUCAAGAAAUUGUUCAAAUUCUUCAGCUCAACAUCCACUUCUGAAGAACUGCGUAACGCUAGCAAUUUAUUUGAAGCACUUAUUGGUGGUUUUGAUUCUCAGUUCUUGAUGCGAGAAGAUCUCUUCCAGCUUGUCGACGCUGUGGUUCGAAGAAAGGAGUUGUUGGAUCCAGAGUCCCUGUUCUAUCUGGGCCGAAUGCAUCAAGCAUUUUUGGACAAUGGUUUGGGAAUUGAGGAGGGUUUAAACCGAUGUCGUUUUACUCAAAUUCAGACAGAGCUUCGGGAGUUGAGUGUUGCAUAUCUUAAAUCUCUCAAUACAAGUACUGGGGUAUGGCUUAGGGUUCAAGAACUUGACGGAUUGCCUAUGGAAUCUCUAACUUCAUUAAAGGUCGGAGAUGGGGAGCAUCCCGGCAAAGUUUGGCUUCCUUUAAGAAACCCCAUUUUGAUCAUGCGUUGCGCUUCGUUAGGAGUGGAGCAGUAAGACAGAGAAUAUACGUUAGUCACGACAACAGAUGUCUGGACAACAUCCCAAGGUUAAAGAGAACAAUUUUAAGAGAUGAAGCUGCUAGGCUCCUAGGAUACCCAAAUC
Hyaloscypha bicolor E is the source of this 898-nucleotide messenger RNA. Its product is annotated as zincin. Gene Ontology annotation, biological process: proteolysis; peptide metabolic process. NCBI's taxonomy places the organism in Eukaryota, Fungi, Ascomycota, Leotiomycetes, Helotiales, Hyaloscyphaceae. The transcript has a single exon. The record is from RefSeq and is a predicted model, not a curated record. Gene Ontology annotation, molecular function: metalloendopeptidase activity. The coding region runs from base 110 to 790 and encodes 226 amino acids. Gene Ontology annotation, cellular component: mitochondrial intermembrane space.